Messenger RNA from Balaenoptera musculus (blue whale), 3072 nucleotides. RefSeq names its product DnaJ heat shock protein family (Hsp40) member C11 (gene DNAJC11). Bases 111 to 1790 code for a protein of 559 amino acids. Gene Ontology annotation, biological process: cristae formation. The record is from RefSeq and is a predicted model, not a curated record. The transcript has 16 exons. NCBI's taxonomy places the organism in Eukaryota, Metazoa, Chordata, Mammalia, Artiodactyla, Balaenopteridae.
GCCAGGGGCCGCUGUGGAGCGGCCUCACGGGCCCACGCUGUCUGGACAGCGAACGGCCGGUCCCUCUUGAGCACGGCCUUGCCGGUUUGGCGGGGUGAAAGGUUGCGAAGAUGGCGACGGCCUUGAGCGAGGAGGAGCUGGACAAUGAAGACUAUUACUCGUUGCUGAACGUGCGCAGGGAGGCCACUUCCGAAGAGCUGAAAGCGGCCUACCGAAGGCUGUGUAUGCUUUACCAUCCUGACAAGCACAGAGACCCGGAGCUCAAAUUGCAGGCGGAGCGACUGUUUAACCUCGUUCACCAGGCUUAUGAAGUGCUCAGUGACCCCCAAACCAGAGCCAUCUACGAUAUCUAUGGCAAGAGAGGACUGGAAAUGGAAGGAUGGGAGGUUGUGGAAAGGAGGAGGACACCAGCCGAAAUCAGAGAAGAGUUUGAGCGGCUGCAGAGAGAAAGGGAAGAGAGGCGGCUGCAGCAGCGAACCAACCCCAAGGGGACCAUCAGCGUUGGCAUUGACGCCACUGACCUUUUUGAUCGCUACGAGGAGGAGUACGAAGAUGUGUCCGGAAGUGGCUUUCCACAGAUUGAAAUUAACAAGAUGCACAUAUCCCAGUCCAUUGAGGCACCCUUGACAGCUUCAGACACAGCCAUCCUCUCUGGAAGCCUCUCAACCCAGAAUGGGAACGGAGGGGGUUCCAUUAACUUCGCGCUCAGACGAGUCACUUCGGCGAAGGGCUGGGGAGAGUUAGAAUUUGGAGCUGGGGACCUGCAGGGGCCUUUAUUUGGCCUAAAGUUGUUCCGUAAUCUCACACCAAGAUGCUUUGUGACGACAAACUGUGCUCUGCAGUUUUCGUCCCGUGGCAUCCGGCCUGGCCUCACCACUGUCCUGGCCCGGAACCUGGACAAGAACACGGUGGGCUACCUGCAGUGGCGCUGGGGCAUCCAGUCGGCCAUGAACACCAGCAUCGUCCGGGACACCAAGACCAGCCACUUCACUGUGGCCCUGCAGCUUGGAAUCCCUCACUCCUUCGCGCUGAUCAGCUAUCAGCACAAAUUCCAGGAUGACGAUCAGACUCGCGUGAAAGGAUCCCUUAAGGCAGGCUUCUUCGGGACAGUGGUGGAGUACGGAGCAGAGAGGAAGAUCUCCAGGCACAGUGUUUUAGGUGCAGCUGUCAGCGUUGGAGUCCCACAGGGCGUUUCUCUCAAAGUCAAGUUAAACAGGGCCAGUCAGACCUACUUCUUCCCCAUUCACCUGACGGACCAGCUGCUCCCCAGCGCCGUGUUCUACGCCACCGUGGGGCCCCUCGUGCUCUACUUCGCUCUGCACCGCCUGGUCAUCAGACCCUACCUCAGGGCUCAGAAGGAGAAGGAGCUGGAGAAGCAAAGGGAAAGCAUAGCCACCAACAUCCUGCAGAAGAAACAAGAGGCAGAAGCUGCUGUUCAGCUGAUGCAGGAAUCUGUCCGAAGAAUAAUCGAGGCCGAAGAGUCCAGAAUGGGGCUCAUCAUCGUCAACGCCUGGUACGGGAAAUUUGUCAACGACAGGAGCAAGAAGAGCGAGAAGGUGAAGGUGAUUGACGUGACUGUGCCCCUGCAGUGCCUGGUGAAGGACUCCAAGCUCAUCCUCACGGAGGCCUCCAAGGCCGGGCUGCCUGGGUUCUAUGACCCAUGUGUGGGCGAAGAGAAGAACCUGAAAGUGCUUUACCAGUUCCGAGGUGUCCUGCAUCAGGUGAUGGCGCUCGACAGCGAGACGCUCCGGAUACCAAAGCAGUCUCACAGAAUUGAUACCGAUGGAUAAACUGCUUGAGAAACCAGAUUUAAACGAGGCUACAAAAAAACCUUUCCCUGGGAGUCUACAAAUUUGGAAACAGGAAAAAACUCCAGACGUCAGAUGUGUUUAUUAUGUAUUUCUGUAGAAGGUGGCACUGUAUCAAUUAUGUGAAGGGACCCGCAGGCACCCCGCUUUCCCGGUGCUGUAGGUAGGACUGAGGCAGCCCCACCCGGACCGGAACCACAGCACAGCCCGUGUCUGUUCCCAAGGAUCGUGUCCUGCCAGGAAGGGCCCUGGGCCCCUGGAGCCUCCGGGUCCCUCCCCAGGUUCCUCAGCACGCGUGCCGGCUGUGACCCCCCCAGUAGCUCUUGGUCUGCCGUGAGGUACUUAUGAACACCUUGCCCUCACGCAUAGGACUGUGAACUACUUUUCCUGAAAUCCACACUGAACGUGGAAAACGAAAUGGAAGGAAGGAGUCCCCACGAGCAGAAUCUCCCAGUCAAGUGAGCAUCUGUUCGGUCAGCUUCCUGAAAACCACCUUUUCCUGCUGAAAUAUCACUAAGUGAAUCUGGAGAGGAUUGUGUGGGUUUAUAAAUCUGCUUUUUAUCUGAGAACAAAUGGUUUUGGAAAUUAGUCUCUUUUUUUCCCCUCCCAGAACUCAAGCCAUUCCACUGGCACCUGGCUUGGGACAGAGGGUGGAACUCCGGGUCCCAGGAGCCACCCGUGUCCUCGCAGGAAAAUGCGAUGCUUCCCGCCCCACCCCACACAGCUCAGCCCCACUAGAGCGCGGAGUUCAGGAGGAGAAGGGGACGCGGGGCUCCGGCAGGCAGCGCAGCUGCUCCCACGCCUGGCCAGUCCAGCUCUUCCUCACCGGGACCCCCUUUUGGGUGUCUGCUCCCAGGACCCCCCUCCUUCACUUGCCUCUUUUGUGGAUGCAGAAUAUUUCAGGACCAGGAGCCUCCUGCACAGCCUGGCCGGUGAAGUUACCGGGGGAGCAGAGGCCUGGCUGCUGGUGGCUCUGACAGCCGCUCCGCAGCUACUGUCAAAAUCAGGCUUCACUCCCGACGCUGGUACCGGAGAAAUCACUCAUAACCACCUUCCUCCACUUUUAAAACUCAGUUCAGGUUGUCCAAUUCUGUACUAUUUAUCUCCACUUUAAAAAGGUUUCCUGCGAGCUGCCGCUCUGAAUGUACAUCAUGCAAUAACCGUCGCGUUAGCGGAGUCCGACCUCGGCCGCAGCCUGUGUCCCUGCCCGACGGGCAGGUCACUGUACAGGGGACACUCUCUUACCACAAUAAACCUUUCCUGA